Molecule: messenger RNA, 2724 nt
Organism: Tupaia belangeri chinensis (Chinese tree shrew)
Lineage: Eukaryota; Metazoa; Chordata; Mammalia; Scandentia; Tupaiidae
Gene: TUT1
Product: terminal uridylyl transferase 1, U6 snRNA-specific
Exons: 9
Coding region: 56-2677 (873 amino acids)
Biological process (GO): RNA 3'-end processing
Cellular component (GO): nuclear speck
Molecular function (GO): RNA binding; poly(A) RNA polymerase activity
Source: RefSeq, a predicted model, not a curated record
UCCGGUGGUGGUAGAAGCGGUAGAAGGUUACAUUUUUCUGUAGGGGAGAAUUGCCAUGGCGGCGGUGGGUUCGGAUGUCGAAACGUUACCGCGUGGGGGUUUCCGCUGCUGUCUGUGCCACGUUACUACAGCCAACCGCCCCAGCCUAGAUGCCCAUUUGGGAGGCCGGAAGCACCGACACCUGGUAGAACUGCGAGCUGCCAGAAAGGCCCAAGGACUUCGAAGUGUGUUUGUUAGCGGUUUUCCCAGGGAUGUGGAUUCUGCUCAGCUCUCUGAGUACUUCCAGGCAUUUGGACCUGUGGCCAGUGUCGUCAUGGACAAGGACAAGGGAGUGUUUGCCAUCGUGGAAAUGGGGGAUGUAAGUGCCCGGGAGGCUGUAUUGUCACAGUCCCAGCACAGCCUGGAUGGACGUCGUCUGCGCGUCAGGCCACGGGAACAGAAGGAGUUCCAGAGCCCAGCUUCCAAAUCUCCCAAAGGAGUGGCCCCCGACAGUGACCAGCUGGCCAGAGCACUGGCUGAGGCCCCAGACGUAGGGGCACAAAUGGUAAAGCUCGUAGGGCUGAGAGAGUUAUCUGAGGCUGAGCGGCAGCUUCGGAGCCUCGUGGUAGCCCUGAUGCAGGAGGUCUUCACAGAGUUCUUUCCUGGCUGUGUGGUCCAUCCUUUUGGCUCUUCCGUAAACAGCUUUGAUGUCCAUGGCUGUGACCUUGACCUCUUCUUGGAUCUGGGUGACUUAGAAGAGCCCCAGGCAGCCCACAAAGCUCCAGAGUCACCAUCCUUGGACUCAGCUCUUGCUUCUCCACUGGAUCCUCAAGCCCUGGCCUGUACCCCAGUGUCUCCUCCAGAUUCCCAGCCUCCAGCUUCUCCCCAAGAUUCUGAAGCCCUGGAUUUUGAAACCCCUUCCUCCUCCCUGGCGCCUCAGACUCCAGACUCUGCUUUGGCCUCUGAGACCCUUGCCUCUCCCCAGUCCCUACCUCCAGCCUCACCACUACAGGAAGACAGAGGAGGGGGAGACCUGGGGAAGGCCCUGGAACUAGCAGAGGCCCUGAAGGGGGAAAAACCAGAGGGGGUAGCAAUGCUGGAUCUGGUGGGAUCCAUUCUCCGAGGUUGUGUUCCUGGGGUGUACAGAGUCCAAACUGUGCCCUCUGCCCGGCGCCCUGUGGUCAAAUUCUGCCAUCGGCCUUCAGGUCUCCAUGGUGACGUCUCCCUCAGUAACCGGCUGGCCCUGCAUAACUCCCGUUUCCUGAGUCUCUGCUCCGAGCUGGAUGAGCGAGUCCGGCCCCUUGUGUACACCAUCCGUUGCUGGGCUCAGGGUCGAGGGCUGUCAGGGAGCGGCCCCCAUCUCAAUAACUAUGCCCUGACCUUGCUCGUGAUCUACUUCCUUCAGACCAGGGACCCUCCUGUGUUGCCCACUGUGUCCCAGCUCACCCAGAAAGCAGGUGAGGGAGAACAGGUAGAAGUUGAUGGCUGGGACUGUAGUUUCCCCAAGGAUGCCUCAAGACUGGAGCCCAGCACCAAUGUGGAGCCCCUCAGUUCCCUGCUAGCCCAGUUCUUCUCCUGCGUCUCUUCCUGGGAUCUUCAUGGCUCACUGCUAUCCCUGAGGGAGGGUCAGGCUCUGCCUGUGGCAGGGGGCCUGCCCUCUCAUCUCUGGGAGGGUCUGCGCCUUGGCCCUAUGAAUCUCCAGGACCCCUUUGACCUAAGUCACAAUGUUGCAGCCAAUGUGACCAGCCGGGUGGCUGGACGGCUGCAGAACUGCUGCCGAGCAGCAGCCAAUUAUUGCCGAAGCCUCCAGUACCAGCAGCGUUCCUCUCGGGGCCGAGACUGGGGGCUGCUCCCCCUUCUGCAGCCCAGCUCCCCAAGCUCCCUACUGUCUGCUACUCCCAUUCCCUUACCCCCUGCUCCCUUCACCCAACUCACUGCUGCCCUGUUGCAGGUGUUAAGGGAAGCACUGGGGUGCCAUAUAGAACAGGGAACCAAGAGACUGCGGUCAGAAGGAGGUAGAACUGGGGAGUCUUCCCAGGGAGGGACAAGCAAAAGAUUGAAACUAGAUGGACAGAAAACCAGCGAGGAGGGAAGAGAGGAGAUGCAAGAAUGUGCAGGGGACCACAGCAGAGAAGGGGUGGAAGACAUGGUUGUAGAGUUAGGGGAGACAGUACAAGACUGGGCCAUGAGGAGCCCUGGGCAGCCAGGGGAGCCUCUGCUGAUGCCCAGAGAGCAUCCAGUCCCUAGUGAAGAGGGGCAGCCAGGCCUUGCAACACUGGCAGAGCAGGGGCCUGAAGGACCUGAGGCAGCCCGAGAAGGGUCUCAGGGUGAGACGGGGAAGGGGACAUCACUCUCCUCAGCGAGUUGGCGCUGUGCCUUGUGGCACCGAGUGUGGCAGGGGCGGCGGAGAGCCCGGAGACGCUUGCAGCAGCAAACCAAGGAAGGAGGCGGAGGAGGUGCUGGUGCAGGAGCAGAAUGGCUGGCCACUGAGGCUCUGGUGACGCAGGAGCUGAGCGGACUCAGUGGUGCUGUACAGAGGCCAGAAACGGAGCCCCUCCUGACCUUUGUGGCAUCUGCCUCCAAGGCUGACCAGACUCUCACUGUGACCCCACUCCGGGAUUCCCAAGGCUUGUUCCCUGAUCUCCAUCAUUUUUUACAGGUUUUUCUCCCUCAAGCACUUAGAAAUCUCCUCAAGUGAAGACGUGAACACUAAAGGACAAUAAAGCUACUAGUUUAAUACAAGUG